CAGGGACUGGCGCCGGGCAGCCCAAGUGGGCUUCAGUGUGACCACACAGAUUGCUGGCAGGCCGACACAGCAUCUCUUGGUUUGGCUGCAGUGAUUCGGUGACUGCCAUGACGGAGCAGGCCGCGCCGUCCGGCAGCUGCCUUAGCGCUGGCCGGCUGCCGGUGGUGGCCUCCGAGCGACACUCGGUCUUCUACGAGCUGCCGCCGGCCGACACCAGCGCCGACCAGGCGCCGAGCCCCGCCGGCGACGGCGCCGACCUCUGGGACGAAUGGCACGUGCGGUUGCCGUGCUCGCCACAGAGCCUGUACCCGGUCCGCCAGCCAGACGGCCAGAUGAAGCUGGUCAAACGCUGGACCAUGGUCCAGGAUGCUCUUUUGGCUGACUUCAAUUCUUCAUCGGAUUUGGAGAGGGCAAUCAAGUCGUACAACUCUCGGUAUCAAGAUAAGUGGAACUUCUCAGGCCUGAGGUACUUCAUUGACGAGGUGCUGUGUGACCGGGAACGGGACCACCUGCUGCGAACGACCCUGCCGCGGCUGGCGCGGCUGGCGCUCCGACUGCCGGAGGUGCUGCGCCAGCCGGUGCCGCUGCUCUCCCGGCGCCGCGCGCACUCGCUCUCCUUCUCGCAGCUGCAGGUGGCCGCUCUGCUGGCCAACGCCUUCUUCUGCACGUUCCCGCGCCGGAACGCGGUCAAGCGCGGCGACCGACAGGCCGAGUACAGCUCGUACCCGGACAUCAACUUCAACCGGCUGUACGCGGGCAGCAAGAGCCGCGGCACCGCCGGUCAGCUCUCACCGCGGCGCAUCGAGAAGCUCAAGUGCCUGAUGCACUACUUCCACCGCGUGCUGGAGCGCGAGCCCACCGGCGCCGUCACGUUCUCACGCCGCUACCUGAGCGAGCCGCAGCUGCCUGCCUGGGCCGGCUCGAGCGUGCCGCUCGGCGCCAUGUGCUGCCAGAGUGACGGUCUGAUCGAGGACCAGGAGGGCAUGCUGCAGGUGGACUUCGCCAACAAGUUCGUGGGUGGCGGCGUGCUCGGCGACGGCUGUGUGCAGGAGGAGAUCCGCUUCCUCAUCAACCCGGAGCUGAUUGUCUCCCGGCUGUUCACCGAGGUGCUGGACAAGACCGAGUGUCUGGAGGUCACCGGCUGCGAGCGGUUCAGUCAGUUCGAGGGCUACGCCGACACGUUCCGCUGGGUGGCCAAGGCGGAGGACCCGAGCCCCAGGGACGACUACUGCCGCAGGAGGACGCAGGUGGUCGCGCUGGACGCCUUUCACUUCUUCCAGGCUAGUCGGCAAUAUGAGGAGGGAUUCCUGCUGCGGGAGCUGAACAAGGCGUACGUCGGCUUCCACUUCGAGGACCAGACCGGUCUUCCGCCGGUGGCCACCGGCAACUGGGGCUGCGGCGCUUUCAACGGCGAUCCGCGACUCAAAGCUCUGCUGCAGACGAUGGCGGCCGCCCUCACGGGCCGGGACCUGACCUACCUGACCUUCGGCGACCUGACGCUGCGGGAUGACCUGCGCGAGGUGCACGCCUUCCUGCGGCAGCGGGCUGUCACGGUCGGCCAGCUCUACAGGGCGCUGGCGGUGUACGGCCGGCUGCACGGCGGCCGCCAGAGCCGACCGGAAGUGCUCAGCUUCCUGCACAGCCACAUCGGCGGCGACGAGUACGGCUCGGACACGGACCUGGAGCGCGAGGACUGGAGUCAGGAGGUGGAGAUACUACCGGACACGGAGUCCGAGAACAUCCCCGUAGACGACGGAGCCACACCGGAGGCGACCGCCGCCGCCGCCGAUGCCGCCGCCGUCUCGGAGUCGCCGGAGCCGGAGGAUGCGGCUGCCAGCCCGCGGGACCGGUCGCAGAGCCCGCCGACGCCCGCCUGUGUGGCCGCUCAGGCUGACCUGCUGCUGGAGGCCGCCUUCAGCGACACGGACGGCUGUCACCUGGCCGCCCAGAUGGCCGAGGCAGGACCGGCGGCGCGCGCCGCCGCCGGCGCCAAGCGUGUGCGCCGCGCUGACGCCGCCGGCGACGUCCAGCAGUUCGCCCACUUCGAGGUGGAGUACCGGCCUGAUAACGCCGUGCCGCAGGAGUACCGGCCUGAUAACGCCGGGUCGGAGGAGUACCGGCCUGAUAACGCCGUGCCGAAGGAGUACCGGCCUGAUAACGCCGGGUCGUGA
Pollicipes pollicipes is the source of this 2171-nucleotide messenger RNA. RefSeq names its product poly(ADP-ribose) glycohydrolase. The transcript has 13 exons. The record is from RefSeq and is a predicted model, not a curated record. Gene Ontology annotation, molecular function: poly(ADP-ribose) glycohydrolase activity. NCBI's taxonomy places the organism in Eukaryota, Metazoa, Arthropoda, Thecostraca, Pollicipedomorpha, Pollicipedidae. Bases 108 to 2171 code for a protein of 687 amino acids. Gene Ontology annotation, biological process: regulation of DNA repair; ATP generation from poly-ADP-D-ribose; nucleotide-sugar metabolic process. Gene Ontology annotation, cellular component: nucleus; cytoplasm.